Gaeumannomyces tritici R3-111a-1 is the source of this 2436-nucleotide messenger RNA. RefSeq lists its product as hypothetical. Gene Ontology annotation, molecular function: polygalacturonase activity. Lineage: Eukaryota; Fungi; Ascomycota; Sordariomycetes; Magnaporthales; Magnaporthaceae. The transcript has a single exon. Bases 1 to 2436 code for a protein of 811 amino acids. The record is from RefSeq and is a predicted model, not a curated record.
AUGGGUCUCGGAGCCACUCUCCUGACCUCUUUCGUCCUGGCCUCGCGCCUGCUGAGCCCUGCUCUGGCUGCGCCCGCGCCUCAGGCCAUCCCCUCGGCGCCCGCCGAUCCCGCCGCGCCCGCUGCGCCCGCGGCCCCUGCUCCGGCCAGCGGCUGGUGGUACGACAAGGCCCAGCGCCAGGCCGUCGCCGCCUUUGGCCAGCCGGACUACAAGGUCUUCCGCAAUGUCAAGGAAUAUGGUGCCAGGGGCGACGGUACGACUGACGAUACCGAAGCCAUCAACAAGGCCAUCGCUGAUGGCGCCCGCUGUGGUCAGGGCUGCAGCGGCAGCACCACCACCCCUGGUCUCAUCUACAUCCCCUCGGGCACUUACCUUGUCAGCAAGCCUAUCGUCAUGUUCUACUACACCCAGCUCAUCGGUGAUGCUUCGUCUCUGCCUGUCAUCAAGGCCGCGCCCGGCUUCAAGGGCAUGGCCGUGCUGGACUCGAACCCGUACGACGACAAGGGAAGCAACUUCUGGGUCAACCAGAACAACUUCUUCCGCCAGGUCCGCAACUUCGUCAUUGACCUGACGGCCAUGCCCGAGACGGCCGGCGCCGGCAUCCACUGGCAGGUGUCGCAGGCCACGUCGCUGCAGAACAUCCACUUCAAGAUGAUCGCGAGCGCCAACACCAAGCAGAUCGGCGUCUUCCAGGACAACGGCAGCCCGCAGUCCAUGAGCGACUUGACGUUCGAGGGCGGCGAGUACGGCUUCUUCGCCGGCGCCCAGCAGUUCACCGUGCGCAACAUGACCUUCCGCAACUGCAAGACGGCCGUCUUCGCCAACUGGAACUGGCUCAUCGCGCUGCAGGACAUCACCAUCGAGAACUGCGGCGUCGGCAUCGACAUGGCCAACGGCGACGGCUCGCAGACCGUCGGCUCCGUCAUGCUCAUGGACUCGGUCAUCCGCAACACCCCGGUCGGCGUCCUGACCUCGUACAAGCAGGGCGCGGCCUCCACCAACGGCACUCUGAUCCUCGACAACGUCGACAUGACCACGGGCGUCGCCAACGCCGUCGCCGAGGGCACCGCGGGCAAGGUCCGCGGCACCAUCCUGGCGGGCGGCUCCAAUAUUGCCUCAUUCGUCCAGGGCCGCACCUACUCGCCGCAGUCUCCCGGCGUCGGCAAAAUCCAGCAGGGCACCGACAAGGCCGUCGCCAUCCCCGACGUGCUCAAGAACAAGGCCACCGGCAAGGUCUUUACGCGCUCCAAGCCCCAGUACCUCGACGUCCCCCUCGCCAACGUGGUCUCUGUCAAGUCCAAGGGUGCCAAGGGUGACGGCAAGACGGACGACACCCAGGCCAUCCAGGCAAUCUUUGACGCGGCCAAGCCCGAGCAGCUCAUCUUUUUCGACCACGGCGCCUACAUCAUCACCGACACCGUCAAGGUGCCCAAGAACAUCCGCAUCGCCGGCGAGAUCUGGCCCUACAUCAUGGCGUCGGGCCCCAACUUCCAGGACCAGACCAAGCCCCGGGCCGUGUUUCAGGUCGGUCAGCCCGGCGACGUCGGCUCCGUCGAGAUGAGCGACCUCAUGUUCGAGACCAAGGGCCCCGCAGCGGGCGCCGUCCUGAUCGAGUGGAACGUCCGCGAGGAGAAGCAGGGCUCGGCGGCCAUGUGGGACGUGCACGUGCGCAUCGGCGGCUCGGCCGGCACGGAGCUCGACUACGACAAGUGCAAGAAGGCGCCCAACGACCCGGCCCAGACCAAGAAGACCGAGACCGAGUGCCUGGGCGCGUUCCUGAUGCUGCACGUCACGGAGCAGGCGUCGGCCUACAUCGAGAACUGCUGGUACUGGGUCGCCGACCACCACCUCGAGCCCUUCCCGGCCAACCACCCGGACCCGUCGCAGCAGAUCAACGUCUUCAGCGGCCGCGGCGUGCUCGUCGAGUCCCAGAAGGGCCCCGUCUGGAUGUGGGGCACGGCCUCGGAGCACAGCGUGCUGUACAACUACCAGACGGCCAACGCCAGCAACGUCUACAUGUCGUCCAUCCAGACCGAGACCCCCUACUUCCAGGGCUUGCCCGAGGCCAACACGCCCUUUGCCGUCAACGCGAACUUUGCCGACCCGGACUUUGACGCCUUCUGCGCCGCCAGCGGCGGCGGCAAGGCCUGCCGCCGCUCGUGGGGCCUGCGCGUCGUCGACUCCAAGGACGUCUACGUCUACGGCGCCGGACUGUACAGCUUCUUCGAGAACUACGGCCAGUCGUGCCUCAAGGACCAGAGCUGCCAGGAGCACAUGGUGUCGCUCGAGCGCUCCCCCUCGACCCACAUCGUCGGCCUCAGCACAAAGGCCGCCACAAACAUGCUCACCGUUGACGGCAAGAGCGCCGCGCUCGACAAGGACAACCGCAACAAUUUCUGCGCCACCCUCGCCCUCUUCUCGUCCCCGGCUGCUUAG